Messenger RNA from Gopherus flavomarginatus (Mexican gopher tortoise), 1688 nucleotides. It is a transcript of the gene MILR1, whose product is annotated as mast cell immunoglobulin like receptor 1. Bases 59 to 1180 code for a protein of 373 amino acids. Gene Ontology annotation, molecular function: transmembrane signaling receptor activity. The record is from RefSeq and is a predicted model, not a curated record. The transcript has 9 exons. Gene Ontology annotation, biological process: cell surface receptor signaling pathway. Lineage: Eukaryota; Metazoa; Chordata; Testudines; Testudinidae.
UUUUACCAGCAUAACUACUAUUUCCUCUGUUCAGUACGCUCUUCGUUUUUGUAAGAAAAUGCAUAAACUCAUGAUCAUUCCAUUCUUCCUCCUAUCCUGCUUUCAAUCCACUCAGGAGAGUCAAAAAUCCAAUGAGAAAGAUAGCGAGCAACUGUCUAACCCUGAGUUUGGAUCUCUCCAAAAGAGCUUGGAGGUAGGAAUUGGCCAGAAUGUGACCCUGUCCUGUCGAUCCACCAGUGGCUCUCUUCCUAUCAACUAUACAUUUUUUAGAGGAAGUCAGAAUCUGUGGCCGACUAUACUGAAGACGGACAGGAACCCAGCCCUGUUUAACCUAACUAUCAGUUCUGCCAGUGAUUUGGGGGAAUAUAAAUGCAAAGUUGUAAAUGGAAUCUCCAACAGUGCAAAAUACAGCGAGAGUCUCAACUUUACGUUACUAGAUCCAGUGUCCAAACCAGUGCUGAGCACGACUACUUCCCAAGUGAGGAUAGGCCAGAAUGUGACACUGUCUUGUCACUCAGAAAACGGCUCUUCUCCCAUCAACUAUGUUUUUUUUAAAGGAAGGAAGACUAUGUCAUCCAAAAUAUCUAUGCAAGGGAAGGCUGCAGCUGUGUUAAAUGUAACUAUCAAUUCUUCCAGUGACUUGAGUGACUAUAAAUGCAAAGCUGAAAAUAAUAUCCCCAAUAACACAAAAUAUAGCAACAGUCUCAACUUUACGCUAGCAGAAGAGGAUGGCCUUUCCUAUCCCCUCUCCAUUUCUCUUGUGCUACUGUUUCUGCUGGUGGUGAUAGCAACUGCCCUGCUGGUCCCGUUUCUGAUCCUGCCUUGGCGUAAAGCAAGAAAACUGAAGUCAACAGGCUCCUCAACUGAUUUUGUUUCAACGGACAAGGCAACAGGAUCUGAAAACUAUGUAACAUACACUGAGAUUGAGUAUGCUAAAUCUGAAGAAGUGGAGUACGCCAACAUACUGAUUAGAAAAGAGGAGGAACAUAGGAAAGUGAACAUGAGGGCAGAUACUACAGUUGUCUACUCUGAAGUCAUCGUAAGAGAUGAAACACAACAAGCAGAGACUGGCAUUUGUCACCAUAUAUCAGCAGCAUGUGCAUUAGCUAGACUCUCAACCAAGGAAAACUUAUCCAACUUACUGAAAAUAUCCUUUCUUCCAGGAGACAAAAUCCUCUAGGACACAUCUUUGAGCCUGCACUGCAGAAAGAGGCAAACCCAGCUCUGUCCAUCAAGGGUAAAGCAGGGCUAAUAAUGCACAUCUGAAGAGUUUACCAAUUCGAGAACUUCUACAGCCAGGAAAACUUUUAUCAAACUAGCAGGCUCUGCAACUGAGCAGGAUUAUCCCUGCCUUACCUGUGGUGGAUAGAUAUGGUUUUACCUCUUUCUGCAGUGCAGUCUGGAAGAGGUGUCCUGAGCCUGCCAUUUGAAAUAAGGGUAAGUUUUCCUGGCUGUGAAAGUUCUCCAAUUGGUAAGCUUUCCAGAUGAGCAUUAUUAGCCCUGCUCGACCCAUGAUGGACAGACCUGGGUUUGCCUCUUUCAGCAGUGCAGGCUGGAAGAUCUUCAUAAAGGAUUUGGAUUUGAUAGAGAAUGAAUGCAUCAGAAAGCUUUAUCAACAUCAGUUUUGGAGGAUGUCACGGGUACUUCCCCACUCACAUAAAUAAGAAUGAAUGGUAUCUCGCAACAGA